Diuraphis noxia (Russian wheat aphid) is the source of this 1413-nucleotide messenger RNA. RefSeq lists its product as uncharacterized. NCBI's taxonomy places the organism in Eukaryota, Metazoa, Arthropoda, Insecta, Hemiptera, Aphididae. The record is from RefSeq and is a predicted model, not a curated record.
AUGACUUACGUAAAAAGUACCAAAGGAAAAAAUUUAUUAGUACAUUCGGAAUAUAUUUUUGAAAAGGACUAUACGAAAAAUGAAAAAACAUAUUGGAAAUGCAUCAAAUAUAAUAUGUACAAGUGUCGUGGACGGGCACAUACAGUAAAUGAUGAAGUUAUUCUGCAUAAAAACACUCACAACCACACACCCAACAUAACAGAAAUUAGUACUAAAACUAUUAUUAACGAGUUGAAAWAGACAGCAUCCAGUCAAGUAACUUCAACUCCUCAUCAAAUAGUUACUAAUACUAUUUCUACUAUAUCAUCUCAAGCAAUUUCUGGCGCUUUACCUUCAGUAGCCACAAUGAAGAAAACGRUCCAAAGACUAAGGCGUUGUAAAAAUGCMCCUCCCGUAAAUCYGUCAACGUUAUCAGAAAUAACUAUUAUUGACCCGUAUACAUUCAMAUUAAACAAUAAACYCUUCCUCCUCUAUGAUAGUGGUUCUGAUGAUAUCAAUCGAAUAUUAUUGUUUUCAACUGAAGAAAAUUUAAAAAUAUUAUCUGACCAGUGUCAUUGGUUUAUUGAUGGUACAUUUAAGUCAUCCCCACAACUCUUUAUUCAGCUUCUUACAAUCCAUGCAAUAAAAUACGACACAGUAUUACCGUUAGUGUUUGCACUUGUGCCAAAUAAAACACGUGAUAGUUAUACUAAGAUAAUAAAAGAACUUCUAAAUUUGGAAAAAAAUUUACGGCCAGCAAGUGUUAUGGUUGAUUUUGAACAAGYGCUUUUAGGUGCAAUUACAGACGUUUUCAAGGACACCCGAAUWARAGGCUGCUUUUUUCAUUUUGGGCAAUGUAUAUGGAGAAAAAUACAGUGUAUCCCUGAAAUACGAGAAAAAUAUAUUUCAAAUGCUGACUUUGCCUUAAAUGUAAAACAGSUAAUGGCUUUAGCAUUUGUACCGAUACCUGACGUCGAAGAAAAAUUUGACGAAUUAAUGUCCCAAAGUUUUUUUGUAGAAAAUGAAGAACUAUUGUUUCCAUUGACAGACUACUUUGAAGAUACAUGGAUCRGCAGACCAAAUAGACGUAGAACUCGACGCCCACCUACAUUUAGUUUAGCACUGUGGAAUCAAUACGACGCAACACUUGCAGAUUUKCCAAAAACAAACAACUCCGUCGAAGGUUGGCACAGAGCAUUUUCGUCAUUGUUAGGUGCAUCUCAUCCAACAAUAUGGCGAUUGAUAGACACAAUAAAAAAAGAACAAGGGUCAACGGAAGCAAAAAUCAUUCAAUUAAUAGCAGGGCAAGAACAGGUAGCUAAAAAGAAAWAAUAUACGAAGACAACUACACGGAUUAAAAAAAUUGUAAAUUCUUACCAUGAACGUAAUAUCAAUGAAUAUUUAAUUGGCAUUGCUCAUAAUUUACAAAUAUAA